UACAAUAUUUGUAGAAAGAGCCCUCCUUAAAAAGCAAAGAAUCUGAAAUUGGGAGCACUCAAACUCAGAGACACACAGUGAGCAUGAAUGUGGCUGUGUGUGAAAUGCAUUCUGCUACUUACACCACCGUCGUUUCACCUUUUCACCACCUUUAUCGCCGAAACCCUAAUCGAUUACGCGCCAAAUCCUCAAUCCUCAUUCAGAAACAGGACUCCAAACUAAAAGACCCCUUGUCAGAUUCAGUGUAUCGUCGCCUCAUCCUUCUUCGCCAUGCCGAUAGUUCCUGGGAGCACCCUUCUCUCCGCGACCAUGACCGGCCUCUGAGUAAGUCAGGGAAGGAAGAUGCUGUGAAAGUUUCCCUCAAGAUCCAGCAGUUGGGUUGGAUUCCUGAACUUAUACUGUCUAGCGAUGCAGCGCGGACUAAGGAGACGCUCAAGAUAAUGCAGGAACAAGUGAAGGAAUUAUUGGAAGCUGAAGUUCACUUUGUUUCUAGUUUCUAUUCGAUUGCGGCUAUGGAUGGGCAGACCGCAGAGCACCUUCAAAAUGUUAUUUGUAGAUAUUCAAGGGACGAGAUACUAACUGUCAUGUGCAUGGGACAUAACAAGGGGUGGGAAGAGGCAGCUUCAAUGUUUUGUGGGGCAUCUGUAGAAUUAAAGACAUGCAAUGCUGCACUGCUUGAGACUGCUGGGAAAUCGUGGAAUGAGGCAUUUGCCACAGCAGGAUUUGGUGGGUGGAAGCUUCAGGGCAUAUUAAAACCAAGUAGCUAGCUAAGUUAAGAUUUUCCAUAUUGGGUAAUGUUGCUAGUAGAUGCUCAAAAGAUAAAGUUGGAAGAAUUAUUGCUUAUUUUAGGAAUCCAAUACGCAUCAGUUUGGUUAAGGGACAACGGUUGCAGAUCCGAUGACUUGAGAAAGCAUACUGGAUGGAAGAUGGAAAAUGGUGCAAAAAGGCUCUGGUUAGAUUCUGUAUAAUUUGGCAGCUAUGAAUUGUUUCUAUUGACAUUCAAUAUGAAGCAUUGCUGAGGAUAAUAUGCAGGAUUUCAGCCCUUCAUUUACUGCUUAGUAUAGUAUAUAGAGCAUAUAGGUUCAUUGAAUUGAACUCAUGCUACUCAGUUGUCGUUGUUGUUUAUAACAAACACAACUUCAUGUUUCAAAUAAAGUAAUUUGCUUCUGUAAAUCAUGGCAAAAUGUUAUGGAUUAAUGAUUAUCAGUUGUAAUCUACAAGACAAGAAGAUAUUAAUUUAUGUUUCCAAAAUAAACUUGUGUAGAUUUAUUCUAGUAA
This is a messenger RNA of Cicer arietinum (chickpea), 1278 nucleotides long. RefSeq lists its product as uncharacterized. NCBI's taxonomy places the organism in Eukaryota, Viridiplantae, Streptophyta, Magnoliopsida, Fabales, Fabaceae. The record is from RefSeq and is a predicted model, not a curated record.